UUGUUUUUAGAGCGAAGUUCUUCUCAUCAUCUGCCAUUUUCUCGUCUCUAGCGCGACACAUUUUGGUUAUUUUCUCCUGUGCACAUUCCUCGGCGGUAUGUCUGCCCGAGGCGGGAAGAAGCGGGUGAAGGCAGUGUCUCGAUCAGCGCGGGCGGGAGUUAUUUUCCCGGUCGGCCGGAUCUACCGGUACCUUCGGCGAGACACCCACCACCUGAGGAUCGGUAUGGGCGCUCCGGUGUACCUGGCCGCCGUCAUCGAAUACCUGAGCGCUGAGAUUCUGGAGCUGGCUGGAAAUGCUGCGAGAGACAACAAGAAGGGACGGAUCACCCCUCGUCACAUCCUGCUGGCCGUGGCAAACGAUGAAGAACUGCACCAGCUCUUGAAGCAUGUGACUAUUGCAUCUGGUGGAGUGCUACCGAAGAUUCAUCCCGAGCUUCUCACCAAGAAGCGAGGCCAGAAGCGCAUCUUCGACGCGCUGCAGCCACCAAUCCCGCCUCCUCCUGCCAAGAAAACAAAGACUACGCCUCCUGCCAAGAAGUCACCGGGCAAGAAGAAGGCAGCUGCUGCAACGCCCUCUACUGGGGGCAAGGGGAAAGGCAAAGGGAAGGGGAAAGGGAAAGGAAAGAGCACAGAGACAACGAUAAGCACAGCUGACAGCACAGAAGACGCGGGGUCUGGAGGCGAGGAAACCACAGCAGCAUCAGCAGACAGCACCAGUCCUGCCAUGGCCACUGGCAUCACCAUACUGUCAGAGAAAAAACUCUUCCUUGGACAGAAGCUAACAGUGAUCCAAGGUAACAUUGUAAACCUGCCAGCUGAUGCUGUUAUACACCCCACCAAUGAUUCCUUCUACCUGGGAGGAGAAGUCGGAUCAGCACUACAAAAGGCAGGAGGGAAGGAGUUUGAGGGGGAGGUGAAGAAGCUGCUUGAAGCCAAUGGUUCACUAGACACCACAGGAGCUGCCAUCUGUCCUGGACACAACUUCCCUGCCAAGUAUGUGAUCCACUGUAACGGGCCCUCCUGGAACACAGACAAGUGUCAGGACAACAUGGAGAAGACGGUCAAGAACUGUCUGGCCCUGGCUGACGAGAAGGACCUAACUUCUGUAGCAUUCCCAUCCAUUGGAAGUGGUCGUGCUGGCUGGCCCAAGCAGACAGCUGCCCAGCUGAUACUGAAAGCCAUCAGUAACUACUUCUCCUCACAGAUGACAUCCUCCAUCAAACAAGUCUACUUCGUCCUAUUCGACAUGGAGAGCAUCGGAGUCUACACUAGUGAACUUGCUAAACUGGACAUCAACUAGGUCUUAGAUGACUGUAAUAUGCUUUCUUAUUUAGUAGUGAAUGACUUCAAGUCGAUAUUUUACUCUUUUGGUUACGAUGGAUAAUUUUCGAAUACUCAUUCCCUUUUCUGGUCAAAUCCUUGAAAAUUCUGAAGUUUGUGUCCCAUUUUGAGGCUUUGAUCUGUACCUUGUUACAUGCAAGAACUUACCUUCACCAUCACAAGGAUAUUUUCUACUCCCCCAUGAGUAAAAUGGAAUGGCCCAGACUUGUGUACAUACUAGCGAAAUCAGAGGGAGAUAAAAGUUUAUAUAUCAUUUUGCACUUCUUAAAGAAGUAGUAGCUAUAGAACACUGUAAACUUUCCAGAAACUUUUCUUUUUUUCUAGAAAAGUCUUUCUUUCAAGACAUGUUGUAAAGGUUACUUUAUUUAAGUGCAUCUUUAACUUUCUUGAAGUAAAAAAAAAGCGUUUUCAUCCUUGUAGUUUUAACUCUGGAAGGGAAAGUACUGCCUUAAUUUUCCCCCUUUUUCAAUGUGAUAAGAAGAUAAGUUUGAUAUGCCUGUAAUAAGGCAUUGUAAUUCUAAACGGAAUACAUAGUGAACCUGUGUCUUAUGCAGUGUUUGGAAAGAAUUGCUACAUGAAAUUGUAGGGUGACAUAAGAAUCAUAAGUCAUAAUCAGUUAAUGAUAUGUACUUAAAGCUUUGCAUGAACUCUUACUAUGAGUAUAAUCUCAUUUCUUGAUUUGAUAUUUGAUUCAGAGUUUGCAGUACUUUGCACCAAUUUUAGACAGGUUUUUCGUGGUCAAGCUGGUACUUAUUUAUGAACAAACCGUACAUUACAUUAGUAAUGUCCGUGAGUCUAGAAUCUUAUUUUCGUUUUUACAUAACGAAUAUAGAUAUAUCAAAUGUACUGAUGCUGUAAGGCACGUUGGCAGCAAAAAUCAUAUACUGCAUGAAAAUAUACAUUUGUUAACGUUACCUCGAUGUCUUUGAUUAUAAGCCCACUGCUCUUUAUUAGUAUGAUUUACAGCUUAUAAUUGUCAACACAUAGAGACUGUAUAAUUUGACAGCAAAAGUGCAUUAGCAUAUGCAUCAUUGAUGUACAGCUUAAAGUUUGUGGAUGUUUGAGUCUAUGCUGAAUAAAUGGCAAGAGUGGCUUAUAAUACAUGCCAUUAUGCUAUAGCUAUAAACAUAAUGAUUGCUUCUGACAAUUUUAAAGGAUAUUUUCUCCAGGUGUGAUAAUUUUAGAUGUGCGAUUCCUAUAUGACAUGCUGUUUGCAAUUAAUGUUAUCAAAUGUGCCAUGAAAUGUCACAAUUAUAUUGUCCUAUAUAUGU
Molecule: messenger RNA, 2612 nt
Organism: Branchiostoma floridae (Florida lancelet)
Lineage: Eukaryota; Metazoa; Chordata; Leptocardii; Amphioxiformes; Branchiostomatidae
Product: core histone macro-H2A.1-like
Exons: 8
Coding region: 98-1300 (400 amino acids)
Cellular component (GO): nucleosome
Molecular function (GO): protein heterodimerization activity; structural constituent of chromatin; DNA binding
Source: RefSeq, a predicted model, not a curated record